This is a messenger RNA of Hylaeus volcanicus, 3689 nucleotides long. It is a transcript of the gene DCX-EMAP, whose product is annotated as echinoderm microtubule-associated protein-like CG42247. The coding region runs from base 371 to 3676 and encodes 1101 amino acids. NCBI's taxonomy places the organism in Eukaryota, Metazoa, Arthropoda, Insecta, Hymenoptera, Colletidae. Gene Ontology annotation, molecular function: microtubule binding. The transcript is spliced from 18 exons. Gene Ontology annotation, biological process: intracellular signal transduction; microtubule cytoskeleton organization. Gene Ontology annotation, cellular component: mitotic spindle. The record is from RefSeq and is a predicted model, not a curated record.
AUUUCGGGGUGCGCUGAAGCUUUCAGAUGUCUGGACUCUGCUCUGCGAUAGUUUGACAAUUGCGAACGGACGCUGGAGACCUUACACACACCCGCGGUUCUAAUGGAUUUCGUGGCAACCACUUUGCGGCAUAUUCCGGCUGUACGUGUAAAAAAGGGAGCCUUGAAAUUCUUCGCGGCGGAAAAAUCCGACGAUCCAUCAAGCGUUUGACAAGCAAAUUUUACGGAAAGAAGAAGACGGGCCAGAAGGAGAGGAACGUCGACUGCCAGCAGUCCAUCGCCGAGGAAGAUUUCGUGGAUUGCAGAGGAUCGAGAUAGGCUGAGGAAGAGGAGAAAAACAAGAGCAGGCGAGGGGCGGCGGCCUUGCGCGGAUGAUCGCUGCUGAAAAUCAGUCGAGUUCGCGUGCCGGCUCCAGGCUGGGGCAGUACGAGGAAGUAGCGGGCGACGGAAGCGUGGGUGGCGGCAACGAGAGUGGUGGAGCCGUUGAGACCACUACCUCGGAGCCAGGUGUAAUGAAGAAAGAGGAGCAGGAGGCGCCACGAAACGAGAACUCAACGAAAGAGACGAACAGCGCAGCAACGGUAACUACACCUAGCGGCGUCGCGACUACGAGCACGACGUCUUCGACGAUGCCUGGUGGAGGCGCUCGCAGCGAUGAGGAGCAGGAGCAAGAGGAGGAGGAGGAGGAGGCCGAGGAAGACGAGGAGGACGACGAGGAGGAUGGAGUGGAAGUGGAGGGUGGAGCGGCGCAGGAGGCGGUCGGUGGAGGACUCGUUGGUAGCGAGGGUGGGGGUGGAGGCGGCAUGGCCGGCUUCUGGAGGCAGAGCAGACCCUCCAGUCCCCGCAUGCCGCCUCCGGAGCAGCCGGAGCACAGGCCUAAGAGCCGACACGAGCCGGCGCCCGCGAGAUACAACAACCUUGGCUACUGGAGGGCGAGAAGAGUCACUUUCUACAAGAAUGGCGACCCGUACUUUCCUGGUAUCGAAUUCAGGUUCAAGCCCGGACGAGAUAUCGGAUCUCUGGAGGCCCUCUUGGAUAGGCUGUCCCUCCGGAUGGACCUGCCGCGAGGAGCUCGACACAUCUUCUCCAUGGACGGCGAUCGCAAGCUCACCCUGGACGAGCUCGAGGAUGGCGCAUCGUACGUGGUAUCCAGUUACAAGUCCUUCAAGCCGGCCAGCUACGGAAAGAAAAGCAACACUUGGUAUACGAGCCCCACUGGCGGAGGCAGCAGAGGUGGAGCAGGUGCCGGAGGUGGCGUCGGAGGAUGGCAAAGUAGACCACCAGCGGUGGCGAGCCUUAGCAGAAAAGCUUCCAUCACGGACGAAGCACCACCUCCCGGAGGUGGAAAACCUUCCUCGGGACGCGUCAUACGGAUCGUCAACAAUCACGAUCACACCGUGCAGUGUCGGGUCUUGUUGAAUCUUCGCACUUCGCAGCCAUUCGAGGAGGUAUUGGAGGACCUUGGACAAGUACUGAAGAUGAAUGGUGCCAAGAGGAUGUUCACAGUUUCCGGCCAAGAGGUCAGGAGUUUCUCGCAGUUGAGGAACGAAUUCGCCGACGUGGACACUUUUUACUUGGGCACUGGGUCCGGGAUCGGCAUCGUUGGCGCUGUGACGGCAUCCCCAGCGAGGAGAUCCAGGUCGAGGGGGCCGCCCACAGUGGUCGAGGACAUCGGUCGUCAAAGGCGGGCGCGCAGCAAGAGCAGACCGCGCGCUCUCUACGCCCCCGAUUCUGACGUCGUCCGAGUAAACGACUACAGCGUCGUCGAGGUGUUGCGCGACGAACCAGCGAGGGUGACGAUUCGAGGACUGAGACGGUCCUUCUAUCCGCCGUCUCACCUACCACCGGUGGACAACUCGCCACCGGACAAGAAACUGCAACUCGAAUGGGUUUACGGGUAUCGGGGCACCGAUACGCGCAGAAACCUCUGGGUUCUGCCCAGCGGCGAGUUGCUCUACUACGUUGCUGCCGUGGCUGUUCUCUUCGAUAGAGAGGAAAAUGCACAACGGCACUACGUGGGCCACACGGAAGACAUCACGUGCAUGGAGGUUCACCCAAGCAGAGAGCUGGUGGCAUCGGGGCAAAAAGCUGGCAGACACAGAAAAGCGCAACCUCACGUUCGCAUAUGGUCGACAGAGACUCUUCUCACUCUGUACGUGUUCGGGAUGACCGAGUUCCAGAUGGGCGUCUCAGCGUUGGCGUUCUCGCAGCUGAACGGGGGCAGCUACGUUUUGGCUGUCGACGCGGGGAGAGAAGCGAUACUCUCCGUGUGGCAAUGGCAGUGGGGCCAUUUGCUGGGCAAAGUGGCGACUAUGCAAGAAGACCUGACGGGUGCGGCGUUCCAUCCCCUCGACGAUAAUCUCCUGAUAACGCACGGUCGAGGACACUUGACCUUCUGGAAUCGACGAAAGGAUGGUUUCUUCGAAAGGACGGACAUCAUCAAACCUCCAUCGCGCACGCACGUGACGAGCAUUCAGUUCGAGCAAGACGGAGACGUGGUGACGGCGGACAGCGACGGUUUCAUCACCGUUUACUCCGUGGACGCCGACGGAGCCUACUUCGUCCGAAUGGAGUUCGAGGCCCACAAUAAGGGCAUCAGUUCCCUCGUUAUGCUAUCGGAAGGCACCCUGCUUUCCGGCGGGGAAAAAGAUCGUAAGAUCGCCGCGUGGGAUUCUCUGCAAAAUUACAAACGCAUCACCGACACGAAGCUACCGGAAGCAGUAGGAGGAGUGCGUAGCAUUUAUCCGCAACGUCCAGGAAGAAACGACGGGAACAUUUACGUGGGGACUACGAGGAACAACAUAUUGGAAGGAUCUCUUCAAAGAAGAUUCAAUCAGGUCGUUUUUGGUCACGGCAGACAGUUGUGGGGCCUCGCGGUGCAUCCCGACGACGAAGUUUUCGCCACGGCGGGCCACGACAAGAAUAUCGCUCUUUGGCGAAGACACAAGCUUUUGUGGACGACACAGGUGGGUUUCGAGUGCAUUUGCAUAGCAUUCCAUCCGUUCGGGGUGGCACUUGCCGCAGGAUCUUCGGAGGGUCAUCUUCUUGUUCUCGCGGCGGACACUGGCACAGCUGUAGCGACUCUCAGAGUCUGCGGAUCGCCAUUAUCGUGCAUCGGUUACAAUCCGACUGGCGAAAUUGUAGCGAUGGGAUCACAGAACGGCAGCGUGUAUCUCUUCAGAGUGUCUAGAGAUGGAUUCUCGUACAAGAAAAGCAACAAAAUACGCGGAACGCAGCCGCUGGUGCAGCUCGAUUGGAGCUCUGACAGCAGAUUCCUUCAAACAGUCACGCAGGACUACGACCUAGUGUUCUGGGAUGUGAAAGCGUUGUCGUCGGAAAAGAGUCCUUUGGUGAUGAAGGACGUGAAAUGGUACACUCACAAUUGUAUGGUUGGCUACAUGGUGUCCGGAAUGUGGAACAAUCGCUAUUACCCUCUGACGACGGUCCUGACGACGUCGAGUAGGUCAGCAGCCCACGAUAUGCUCGUCAGCGGGGAUGCAGAGGGCUACCUGAGACUAUUCAGAUACCCGUGCACCAGCGCCAAGGCUGAAUACGUCGAGGAGAAGGUGUACAGCUCCCUGGUGGCUUGCGCCAGAUUCCUUUACAACGAUCAGAACGUGGUCACCGUCGGUGGAACCGACGCUGCGCUCAUGCUUUGGGAAUUGGUCGACGAAUAAGCGGAACUCGCUG